ACCCCACGCGUUCCCACAGUACUCCGCGACAGCCGCUAUGGAGGCCGGCAGGACUGCAGUCCUUCGCGUGAAGCGAAAGCGCAGCGCGGAGCCUGCCGAAGCCCUUGUCCUCUCUUGUAAACGCCUCCGGAGCGGCGCCGUCGAGUCGGCGACCCAAAAGACAGCCCCCGAGGAUCUGGAGAGAGGGCCGGAGAAUAAUGUCUUCCAAUUGGUGGCCACCGUGCGCUCCCAGGAGGAGCCAGUCCAGGCGCUCGUUCGAGCCGCCCUGCGCCCUUCCCAGGGCAGCCAGCAGCGUAUCCGCCGCGAUCUCCGCGCUUCGACUCGGGAGAUCCGGCAGGAGGGCCGCUACCGGGUGAUCUCUGGCCGCCGGUCCUCGGGGAUUCCCUCGGGUAGCCCAGAGUCCAUCGACGCACCGGGAAACCCAGAAGCCUCCGAGGACGCAGGUUUCCAGCUGUUCGACCUAGUCCACGAGGAAGGAGACCCAGAGGCCGUCGCCACCGCAGGCUCCUCCAAGACAUCUGACCCAGAUGUGAUCCUCUGCAAUUCCAUAGAGUUGAUUCGUGAACGGCUGACUCUAUCUGAGGAUGGACCGAGAAUUGGGCACCAGGAGGAGCAGAAGGAUGACUAUGUAUAUGACAUUUACUACUUGGAGAUGGCCACUCCAGGAUGGAUUGAGAACAUCCUCUCUGUGCAGCCCUAUUGCCAGGAGUGGGAGCUGGCUCUGAUGAAUAUGACAGCCUCAGCGAAGAGGAAAGAGGCAACAGCAGACCACAGAUGUGGAGCAAAUACCCUUUGGAUGUGCAGAAGGAGUUUGGCUAUGACAGCCCCCAUGACCUGGAUUCAGACUGAUGAUCCUGUAAUAUAUAUGAAGUUCAGUUAUGUGCCCUGAGGGCUCUGACUGCAGCUUCAACCAUCCUGCUAACAUCCCUGGGUUUUCUAGCUUAACACAAAAGGAAAAACCGUGUCCAGCAGCACCAUCCUACCAGUGAAAACGUGUGCUAAAGGACUGUGUCUUUUUCAGUAACAGUAGGGCCCCUUAGCCUCAAUCAAAAGUGACUUUACAGUCUGGGGGAAAAAAUGCCAUUUGUGAAGCUUCCUGGCCUGGGGAUUUUCCCAUUCUCCUCCUGUGCUAAAGCCAGUAAGUGGAAGAGAAACUUCUGUUUCCUCAGCACUAAGCUUUAGCUUUCUCAUACCACCAGGCCACUGCCUCCACUAAAAGCCUGUUUCUUUUGAUAGACGGAAUCUAGAAGGGCUACAUGGGGUCCCUUAUAGCAACACCGACGGGAUAGUGGUGGCCAUAGUGGUGGCUGUUGGAGAGGGAAGUAGAAUCUGCCUGAGCUCUGAGAGGUUUUAAGUUAAUAGCUGUCUCCAUCGCCCUGCUUCCUGACUCUGAUAAUGGUUGUAAAGACUGCUGUCUUCCUUUGGCAGUGGUGCCAGGGAGAACAGGAUGUAUGAAUGUGAUACUGUGUGUUUAGUAAAAAUUAAAGGGAACAAGAAAAUUC
Molecule: messenger RNA, 1502 nt
Organism: Callorhinus ursinus (northern fur seal)
Lineage: Eukaryota; Metazoa; Chordata; Mammalia; Carnivora; Otariidae
Source: RefSeq, a predicted model, not a curated record